Messenger RNA from Ixodes scapularis (black-legged tick), 941 nucleotides. RefSeq names its product serine protease 33-like. Lineage: Eukaryota; Metazoa; Arthropoda; Arachnida; Ixodida; Ixodidae. The record is from RefSeq and is a predicted model, not a curated record. Gene Ontology annotation, biological process: proteolysis. The transcript has 6 exons. Bases 1 to 894 code for a protein of 297 amino acids. Gene Ontology annotation, molecular function: serine-type endopeptidase activity.
AUGGGCUUGCCCGCCCAUCGUGUACACGUGAGGUGGCGCCUAUCUGCUCGCCUUGACGGCUGCCGUCUCGCUGCAGUGCUCGGGGAAGGAUGCCUUUGCGGCAAACAGCAAGUGCGCUCCGGCCGCAUCGUUGGAGGUCAUGACGCCUACGAUGGCGAGUUCCCUUGGAUCGUGUCUCUGAGGAUUAACGGCCAACACGAGUGCGGAGGGACAAUCGUGGCAAAACGUUGGAUUGUCACUGCUGCUCACUGCCUGCAAAGGGCGUCGCUACGAAGCCUCCGUAUUCGCGUGGGCGAGUACAACCUGUACCAGGCGGAGCUGGGCCACACGUCCCAGGACCUGGUGGCCGAGCGGUUCCUGGUGCAUCCUCGGUUCGGUUCUCCCAAGAGGCUCAGCAACGACAUCGGGUUGGUCAAGCUGGCCUCAGAGGUCCCGCUGAGCUCGUACGCCGUGCCGGCCUGUCUGCCGUCUCCGGGGGACAAGAGGCUCUACGCGGCCGGCAAGAACGGCACCGUCGCCGGCUGGGGAUACGUCCGGGAACUGCGCCUCGAUUCGUUUGGAGACGAUAGGCUCAGUUCGUACAUGACGGACGUGCUGCAGAAAGUGGACGUGAGGAUCAUGAGCAACAUCCAGUGCAACGGAUUGUACAGCGAGGCAGACAAGUCCAUCCGCGUAGCCAGGGAGCAGCUUUGUGCCGGACACAAGGAAGGCAAGAAAGACGCCUGCACGGGAGAUUCUGGUGGCCCACUGAUGGUGCGCGAGGGCAAGAAGUACGUUGUGAUUGGCGUGGUCUCUGGGGGCAUAGGAUGCGGUCGUCCUCUGCUGCCCGGUCUCUACACCAGGAUCGCUUCCUACAUGCCCUGGAUACUCAGCCACCUAAGAAACGACCGCUAGUUACACAAGUUGUCCAUUUAAUUUAUGCUUGGAAGAUGGUAAUUACA